Molecule: messenger RNA, 2829 nt
Organism: Zootermopsis nevadensis
Lineage: Eukaryota; Metazoa; Arthropoda; Insecta; Blattodea; Termopsidae
Biological process (GO): regulation of DNA-templated transcription
Cellular component (GO): nucleus
Molecular function (GO): ATP binding; RNA polymerase II cis-regulatory region sequence-specific DNA binding; DNA-binding transcription factor activity, RNA polymerase II-specific
Source: RefSeq, a predicted model, not a curated record
GUUGGACUUUUCAGUAGUAUUUUAGUUCCCCGGUUAUUGACAGGCAAUUUUCUAGUUUUUAUCACAACUUGCAAAGGGCAUUGGAUUGUGCCCGUCUUCCUGCAAGAGAUAAGACGGGUGUUAAAUUGUGUUUGCAGAUCCGAGCGCGGGAGUCGGAUGCUCGGAAUCUCCCUGGGGAAGCUACGCUUCUGCUGGACCAGCGCCCUACCCUUCAUACUCACCCCUACAGCCGUCGUUCCCCUAUUCCUGUAGCAGUGACCUGACCGGGUCAGUACCCGCCCCGACUUCAACACUAGACCCCACUUCAAUGGGGCAUCUGCCCACCGUGCUUUCGGAGCAAUCGAGUGGGGGUGUUGGUAGCAGUGACUACAACGUGAUGUUCUCGACGCCGCCACCCCACAAAUUAUCGCCACCGGGGCCAGAUCUGGACAACAUGUCUUGCAAUAGCAGCAGCCUUUUGGGGGCCAGCGGGGCUUCAGGGGGUGGCCACCGAUAUCCGGCCUGCCCCGAACCCACUAACACAGCGACAUCUGUAUAUAACACCACGCCUGGAGCGCCGGGUCUCAACUGCGGCGGAACGACGUAUCACCAUCCAUCAUCAGGUUCAUGGAGUAGUCACCAGGCGCCAGCAGCAUCUGUCAGCAACUUCCACCAUCCACCCCACCACCCCAACAACUACCCCAAUUAUUACACCAAUACUACAAGUAACCCCAGUGGGGGAUCUAACCCAGGUCCCCCAGCCCCUCAAGGAGCCUCCACGUACCUCAGCAACCCCACCGCACCCCCCACGAUGGUGUUCUAUCCUCACCUUUACUCGACUGUAAACCAGAAUCAGAUCCACCUCCAUCUCCACAGCAGUUCGUCGCCUAGCGACGUGCAUGGGAGUUCGAAGUCAGGGUCGGUACUGGGGGACACACUGCAGUGUUACCACCACCAGGACGAUGACACUACGUCUAUAGUUGGUGGUGGUGUAAGUGGUAACAAUGUCACGAUAAGUUCGGCUGGAUCACGAGGUGGGAUAGAGAUCGGUGUACUCCACCAUCAGCAUCAGAUGCAGGGCACUGGCGUCGGCACCGGGGCGCAGGGCGACGAGCAAGGACUGUCCAGGUACUCGGGUGCGGGGCAACAAGGUGGCAGUGGGGGGAACACGGACAGGCAACAGACAGACCAGUCCGUCUGGCGCCCCUACUGAUCAACGCGACAUGACUCGAGGUUCAAACCCGACAACCAUCACGCAUUAAAUGAUCUCAAUCACCACUGUGAGGAUACAUGAUGACGUCAGACCGCAUCUCUACAAAAAAAAAAACGCCCACGGAGCUACGUCAUGAGGUCCUCUUAGGAGCACAUACCAGAAGACGUUCGAGGCAAACACAUACCUCAUUGGAGCAGUUCUUCUUGAGAAGCGAAUGGCAAUUUAGCCGAUCAAAUCGCCUGUUUUUAUGUAACCGGAAGGUCUAUUACCGUUCUCACAGAAAUCCGCCUCUGAACACGAACUAUCCUGAGACAACUGAACCAAUCCACGCCUUCACAUCCUAAUUCUUUAAAUUCAGUUUUAAUAUUAUCCUCCUGUUUACACCGAAAUCUCCCAAGUGGCUUUUCCCUUAAAGUUUUCGGAGUACUCAGCGAAUUAACAAAUUCACACGUGUUAUGUCCAGUAAUAAAAUAUACGGCCCACUACUUAAUGAAAAUCUUUGAAGACGACGCAAAACGUAUUACAUUAAUAAUAUAAAGCAUGCCCCAGAAACGCCCUACUCUGUAAAUGAAUGCUAAUAUUUUUAACGAAUUUUAUACGGUAGGCCUUAGCAAUAUAAUCAGCGUUUCUUUCUGUUUCGAUGGAUUCUAAUUAUAUAAAACAGGGCAAUGAAUUUGAUGAAUCCAUGUCAACAAGGUAAGAAUUCCUGCGACACGCUGUAUACAAGUGACGUCAAACAUCUAAAGUUUAACCUAUUUUGAAGAUGGCUGUAUUAAUGGGAUGUUGCACCGUGUAAUCUGGUAGAAGUUGACCGACGUUUCAGAAGUCCUUGCUGACUCCAUAAGAUGAAGGCAGCAAGUUUACAGACGUUUCAGAGGACCUUGCUGACUCCAUAAGAUGAUGGGCGCAGCAAGCACCGCUGAAACGUCGGUCAACUUCUACCAGAUUACACGGUGCAACAACCCAGAAGACAGCCAUCUCCAGACAAAAACCUCAUAUCCUAUAUAAAACUAUUUUCUAAUUCUAUUAACUAACAACAGACAUUUCAUCUGUCAAAAUAAUGAAGGAGUUUCAGGCGGACCUAGAUUCUAUUUAGAAUAAAAUGUCCGAACAGGGCCACAGACCUAGUCCCCCGUUUCUACUUCCAAAUAAAUUAAUUAAAUAAACGUAUUACGUAAUUUUAGACACUUUGGGGUCUAUAAAAUUCGACGAGUCUGAACAUUUUCAAAUAAGCUUCAGUAUUCGAAGAGUAGAUACGUGGGAGAACAAUCAACUCAUCACCUAUUUCCCAAUUCCUUCCACAUAAAGUGUUCUGGACCAAAAUAAAACUUAGGUUCGUAAUGGUUCACCAGACUUGCUUUGACUUAUUACGACACAAUUAAAAUAGUUUAUGAAACCUAAUAUUAACAGACAGCUCAAUAGUAAGACAGCCCAGAUAAAGUUGAGAAGCCAAGUCUAUUGCAUCAGAUAUCUUCUCGAUAUGUGAACACAGCAAUUAGUUGUGUGAACUCCCGCUGAGAAGUUUAUCCCAAAGAAUUUAAGCCAUGAUGACGGAUAUCUUCUGGGCAGUUGCAUGCUGCCUCCAACACCAACCUGAUGAUGGAGGCAAGAAUCACUUCCGAAACGUCUGUAAACUU